AUGAACGACUUCGGCCAGAUGAGCGGCCUCGACGAGGAAUUCGCUGCCGUUCGCAAAUUCCAAGCCGACGUGGAAGCCGACCCCGACACACUUGAUAACUGGGAGAACCUUAUCAAGGCCUGCGAGAGUCUCGAAGGAGGCCUCAGCCGCAACUCAAACCCGCAAGCGCUUGCUUCCUGCCGCGAUGCAUACGAACGCCUUCUCGCGAGGUUCCCUCUCUUCUUCGGCUACUGGAAAAAGUACGCAGACACCGAGUUCAACAUCGCCGGCACAGAGUCUGCCGAAAUGGUGUACGAACGAGGCGUCGCUUGCAACCCCCAUUCCGUCGACUUGUGGGCAGAGUACUGCCGGUUCAAGAUGGAUACCUGUCAUGACCCCGACGUCGUUCGAGAACUCUUCGAACGGGCCGCCGCCCUGGUCGGCAUUGAUUACGCCGCUCACCCAUUCUGGGACACGUACCUUGAGUUCGAGCAGCGCCAAGAAUGCCACGCUCACGCCUUUGCGAUUCUAGUCCGCAUCAUUCGCAUCCCGAUGCACCAGUACAGCCGCUACUACGAGAAGCUCCGCACCUUGGCCCACACGCUUCCGGUGGAAGACAUCGUGCCGGCGGAUGUGCUCGCUCGGUUUCAGGCCGAGUCGAAAUCGGGCUCGGAUGCGCGCCCCGAGCUCGAGGUGGAGCGCGACGUUCGUGCCAAGAUUGACGCCAUGUACUACGACAUAUUCUCCGUCACGGCCGUCGAGACCAACAAGCGUUGGACCUUUGAAUCCGAGAUGGGUCGUCCCUACUUCCACACCACCGAGUUGACGCACGCGCAGCUCAAUGCCUGGCGCGGAUACCUGGACCUCGAGGAAGCAGAGGGCGACGUGGAACGGAUCAAGUUCCUGUACGAGAAGUGCAAUCACAUCUGCGCCUACUACGAAGAAUUCUGGUUUCGCUACGCGCGGUGGAUGUCUACGCAAGCCGGGAAGGAGACGGAGCUUCGACACAUCUACAUCCUCGCCUCCUUUUGCGUGCCCGUCAGCCGCCCCGGGAUCCGCAUGCAGUGGGCCUACUUUGAGGAGAGCCAGGGGAACAUCGACGCCGCCCGGGACAUUCACGCGGGCAUCUUGGCCAAGCUCCCGGAUUGCAUCGAGGUCAUCCUCUCGUGGGCGCACCUUGAGCGUCGUCAGAACGGCAUCGAGGCUGCCAUCCAAGUCCUCAAGGAUCAAAUCGACGCCCCGACCGUCGACCUGUACACCAAGGCCGCUCUGGUUGCCGAGUGGGCCAUUCUGCUGUGGAAAGUGCAGGGGUCGGCCGAGCAGGCGCGCGCCGUGUUCCUCAAGAACUCGCAGUGGUACGGGAGCAGCCGCACGUUUUGGGAGAAAUGGUUCGAGUUCGAGCUCGAGCAGCCGAUGCACUCGCAGGCACAGGACGACGCCACCCAGCGAGUCAAGCACGUCUUCGAGGAGAUUCGGGCCAAGAGCCGGCUGUCGCCGAGUGUGAAGCGAGAUCUCGGCAUCAUUUUCCUCAACUUCCUGGUCCAGCGCGGAGGCAAGGAUGCGAUGAAGGAGUUUGCGGCAGUCGAUCGAGCCAUCUCCGGAUCCUCGUCCGUGGCUGCGCUGUCCACCGACGGCCAGAACGGAGCCGGCGCGACGGAGCUGGACGAAGCGAGCAAGCAGAAAGCCGAGGCCAGGCUCAUCUUCUUUUACGACCACGAGGCCCCGAUCCCAGGGGCGCAGGGUCCGGCAGAUUACAACUGA
Molecule: messenger RNA, 1740 nt
Organism: Drechmeria coniospora
Lineage: Eukaryota; Fungi; Ascomycota; Sordariomycetes; Hypocreales; Ophiocordycipitaceae
Product: mRNA splicing protein
Exons: 5
Coding region: 1-1740 (579 amino acids)
Biological process (GO): RNA processing; mRNA 5'-splice site recognition
Cellular component (GO): commitment complex; U2-type prespliceosome; U1 snRNP
Molecular function (GO): protein binding
Source: RefSeq, a predicted model, not a curated record